Spizellomyces punctatus DAOM BR117 is the source of this 8201-nucleotide messenger RNA. RefSeq lists its product as uncharacterized. Lineage: Eukaryota; Fungi; Chytridiomycota; Chytridiomycetes; Spizellomycetales; Spizellomycetaceae. The coding region runs from base 120 to 8135 and encodes 2671 amino acids. The record is from RefSeq and is a predicted model, not a curated record. The transcript is spliced from 9 exons.
AGUUCCAACCUGCACCUAUUCGUGGGAUUACAAGAUUUGGAGAGAUGGCAGUUGAAUGGGUUGGGGGAAACGGAAAGCUCUAUGACAUAAGAUAAUCCUCGGAUCGUCUGCCCACAAACAUGGCGGCACUACCGCAUUUCAUUCUACCGAUAGCCCUGGGUUUUGUGACUUAUGUAUUUUUCAAACUAUUGUGGAGCCGUGUGUUGAAGGAAAUCAAGAACCGGUUUGGCUUUAGCGUUGCGGGCAUCAGCUUGACAUCUGUGUCUGGAGUAUCGUAUGCACCAUCACACCAAUUCGCAGGAUUUGAACAGAGUCUCGCUGAAUCUAUUCGACAUGCUAGAGCCAAACGGGGAGGGAAGAAUAAUGGGCAUCGUCGUCUACAACUGGUGCAAUUACAUGUAGAUCUUUUGUGGGUGGAAUUUCACCGACCUACUAAAAAGCGAUCUUCCUGGAUCAGUCUCCGGGUGACGACGCCAAAGGUGAUCUUGUGCACAACCGACCAGGCCGUCAUAUCUGGACGAUCACAGCCUUCUCGAUAUGCUCGAGUUCAGCUUUUACGACAGAGUCUGGAUAAAUUGGGGCGAAUGCUGCGAAAUAGUUUUAUACACAUCUUUUCUCAAAUAGUGGACAUCCGUAUCGAUGAUUUGGAUGUUUCGAUCCACCGACAGGACGGAGAAGAGAUGCUACGUUACCACCAAGAUAGUCUUGAAUUUGCUUUGGAUUCUGAUGGAUGGGAAGAACCGGCGGAUGCCGUAAAACCAAAAGUGCGACCACCGAACUUCUCGUGUAUCCUCACUAUAUCACCCUUUGUCGUAACAGGACAUUCUCCUUCGACCGAGGUGCCGAUUCAACUUCUCGUUGCGGAUAGCACCAGCACGAUCAGCUUCUUAGCGCAUAUUUCAGUGCUGGGCCGUAUUGAGCGUCCUCACCUGGAAAUACGACUCAAUGGCAUUUGCGUGUCAGCCAGUGAUUUGGGACGGAUUAUUGAUUCUAUCGGUCGAAGACUGCACGACGAGGUUCAAAACGGAGAAGAUCUCCCGGAAAGCAUACCAACUUCGAGGCAUAGGCACGGUCUCGAAAAACUGGAUUCUGAUCAGCUGCAUAUGUCGGGGCCAGUGGGCCGAGAUGAGCAGGAAGACAUGGACGUGAAGGUUGCGAUCCUUCAACUGGCGAGUCUCCCAUGGAAGCUGGCUGCAAUGGUCGAUAUUAAGCCCUCUGUUCAUGUUGUGUGUACGAGAACCUCCGUCACAUUCAACCCGUCAGCAGCGGACGGGCUUCGUGAUUACCAGAGAGAGAACGUUUUUCCGUCGUUACUCAUCACGGCCAGCAACAUAUCCUUGUCAUGUAAUUUACAGGAUGAGAGUGGCCAUCCUCGUUGCAUCAUCUUGAAACUUGCGGUCAGCGGCAUCUAUGUAGACUUGUUCCACUUUAAGAAUAUGGACCAUCCGACUUGGCACUUGCUGUUCAUUCGUGCACUCUGCCUUGACCUGCAGUUCCCCUUACCGGAUAUGAAACCACGGCGAAUAAGAGAGAAUACGGAACCGCCUUAUUGGCUCGAUAUCGGAAUGAAAUGCUUCAUUGAUACCCCCCGGAUUGCCCUUUCCGAUGAAUUGUUAUGCCUCUUUUAUUGGCUUUCAAGAGAACGAACGCACACUCCUUCCAAACCUCCUACAACCACAAUAAAAAAGACGAGUACUGCCAAGAUAAUCAGGAUCUCGAUAGGUUUACUUCGCCAUUUUCGUCCAACUGCCGAUCUGGAAGUGUCGCGUCCCAUGCUAGUGACCGAAAUUACCAGCUAUCAAACCUCAAUCACCUCUAAUGAGACUGCUUUCGUGGCGAUUGCCCUGAACGACAUACAGAUGAAAAUCAAGGUUGUUGCCCAACCAGCGUCCAUGGAAGAGGGACACAAGGGUUCUGAGACCCGUGGAGGACAGGAACUUCCACUAGUUGUUGAGACAUCCUUUAAUAUCGAACGCCUACGAAUAGCAGUGACUCGCGGAAGCCACGAUGAUAUAAACGAAACACCACCGGAACUGCGUGAUGUACUAUUUGCGAUGCGUAACAUACAUCUGGUUAUUCACUUAGUACCUCCCGGCGGAAACGACCAAGGCAUUCCACGGUUCCAUGUUAACGUGAACGGUAAAAUUGGGGAAACCACAGUGGAUCUUUCGCGGUUGACAUGUGGAGGGUGUAUCGACUAUUUCACCCUUAUGGCGUCUCUCAGCUCUAUGAUCAUGACGCUUCCUCCUAUGCCCAAGAAACGUGCAGGCCCAACUCCCAAUCAGCCAUCCAACUUCGAAAUAAGCAUCUAUUCGCAAAUCGCCACCGCUCCAAUCCGCUGCCUUGUCGUUGGGGAGGAUACGAAAAAUGCGCUGGCUCUGCGGAUAGAGAACGUAUUGUUGCAGAGCUCGCGUAACACGGGAGAGGGCGACAAAAGGGAAAAGUCAAGAACAGCAAGGACAACAACAACUACAACAGCGACGCGAUAUUCGAGCCGCUUGGAGGUGAAUGAUAUCCGGUUACGGAGUAUCAGUGAUUGUGAAUUAAAUGAAGAAGGUCAUUCUGAUACGAACGCUCUCGCCACUGGGACCAGAGAAGACGUUGUCUUGGACGUACGUCGACUGGAGUUAUAUGUUGACGCAGAGCCGAGUGAGUUUCCCACCGGCCCAAACUUAAAGAUUGACGAAGUCACCAUACACUUUAGUAUGAAAACAUUCUAUGUAGGUCUGAUGGCCACAUUAUUUUGUGUCAAGCUUGCGAAGCUUUUCAGUGUGGAGAAGGCGGAGAACCAUGACGUGGAAGCAGUACCGUCGCGAAAUAAGCAACGAGGCAUGGUUACUAUUGAUAGGGUAACACUUAACAUUGUCCUCCCAGAAGAAGUGCCGGUUCGUCUGAUCUUCGAUCCCAUUACAAUCACUUUAACGGACGACGGUGCGACACGUGUGGACCUCAGUAAGGCCACUCUGGAUGUACUACUAGAACAUGAGCAGCCCAAACAUGGCCAAAUCCUGCUGGUGAAGGAUGCAACUUUUCAGAUUGAGAAGAAGCCGGCCAUAAAUGGAGGCGUCAGACACACAACUGUCGUCAAUUGCGAGAUCAACUUUCUAAACUUCACGGUCCCCUAUGGAUUCAAAAUGUCAACGAUCAUUGAAAACUCCAUCAAUUUGCAAAAAGGGAUUAAAUUAUUACUCAUCAGGCAUUUGGGAAUGCGCGCGAAAACCCACUGUUCUGCCCAUGGCCGUACUCAUGUCGUGCCAGAGAAGAUUCCCGUGAUCAUGAUUACCGUUGUUCGGAUUGUAGUUAAACUCAUGGAUGAUCCUUUUGAAUCAGCUCUCUCGCGAAAUUACCUACUGGGAUCCGAAGAACAAGAAGGCCGCCUAGCUCGUGAUAAGGCCUUUCAGAAGAAAGCCGCCGCCUUACGAGCCAUGGAUGACGGUCGAUAUCACUAUAACCCCAUAACAGGGAAAACUAUUGAAGUUGAAAAUGCUUGGUGGAUGCUACAGGAAUUCAACUCACGAGCCUGGCUUGAUCGUAUUCGGAACUCACACGCUCAUCCAGACGCUUGGUUCCCUCCACUGAUGACUGCUGUUUUCACCGACCUAUCUGUUCGCCUGUCAGCUCCCUCUCUUCCUGCAUCGACUGUCGAAGAGUCUCUACAUAAAAUGGAUCCCAAUACCCCUGCCCGAGCACUCUAUGACGAUCUCAUCCCGAGGGAUGUCACAAUCAAUUUAGGCGAAAUGUCUCUACGUAUUAGAGACUAUCCGCUUCCCAUCGUGCACAUUCCAAAAUCGGCUACUUCCAGCUGGAAAACAGAAGGAUUGCUAAUUAUCGCUGAACAAGCGUCCGGAACCGAGUCAAAGCGUACCGUAUAUAUUCCUCUUGACCCGAUUGCGGAGGAACCGCUGCGAAUAGGCCGAACCGUGAACCCGACAAAGUUGUAUACCUCAUUUAACACCACGAUCACAACAUCCUCAACUAUCCAAUUGUGCUGGGGCGCUGCAACCGAACCCGGAAUUGCCGACGUGAUGGGCGUCUUUGAUACAUUCACCAAGCCAAACGUCGACCCUAGUGCUCCUAUCGGCUGGUGGGAUAAACUUCGGCUCAUUUUGCAUGGUCAUAAUGUCAUCAAUAUCACUGGAGGAGGUGAUAUCCGAUGUCGCAUCCUUGGUUCGACAUCACCUUAUUUCGAUCGACGAAAGCACUGGGGAACCGAGGGCGUGGAUAUUUGCUUGGAGGACGGUGUUUGCGUGGAUAUCAACGGUAGCGAGCAGGCUGGGGAAGACAUAACAAUAGAGUGUGGGGAAUUGGCAUUUUCCCUCCCAACUGCUCGACAUGAGAUUGCUUCCUCCUCGGGAAUCGACUGUGGUCAGGCAGAUGUGAUUGCAAGAAUGACAGGCGGAGCACGGAUCGCUCUUGGUUUUGACUUCCUUCCACAGCAGAAGCUUAAAGGUCGGAAAGAAGCGCUGGUUCGGAAGGUCCACACCGAUCUGGUGCUACGGGCACCAGAGUUUUGUCGUUCUGAACAUCCAUAUGAGAUAUGGGAUUCGUUCAAAGGCUUCCGAACCCAAAGCAUUCAUGUUACGCUGAAGAUAGAGUCACCAAGACCUUUCUAUUCUGGCUUGGCAGAACCGAUGAAUUGCCUGAAUUUGAGUGUGCAUACUUUGGAACGCUUUUUCAUGGUCACUCAAGUGUAUCAGUCCGUAUUGACGAGCCUUCCCAUCCGUCGAGGCAAGAUCUUCCAAGAGGGCACUGGGCCAGCUCCUUCCAAGCAAAAGCUUGGCCGUGUGAUCAGCACCUUGCAACUUGUAACCACGAUGUACCCUCUGUUACUUGGCUUCGUAGCUGAAGUCGAGGAAGGGAACGGAGCGAUUGGACUUCGAUGUCGUGCGGAAAAAAUGGGUGUUGAUAUGACUUGGAUCCAACAUUUAAUCAAGCAACGUCGUCCAAAGGAGGAGCUGCUCACUAGGAAGUCUACCAUUAAAUGGAAUCUCAGUGCGUCAGAGAUGGGAUUCACAGAAAUCGAGGUCAGGGUCAUAUCAUUGGGCCAGGGGAUGGAGGGAGACGCGGAAAAGGGGACACCGGAUACAUCUCAUGAUGCGAAUGAUACCCGAGAAUGGCUGUUUACGCAGGACUACCGUUAUUGCGACAGCGCGGAAAAUGUUAAGAUGAUUCCAUUCGCAUGGUCUCCCCGAAUCAUUUAUUUCAGACGUAGUGACCAAACGACGGUGGCGGGACACGAUAAUACGCGAAUGCGGAGAGAUGUUUACGCUGCGCAAAUGUCGCUCUUCAGAAAUCGGCUACGAGAGAUCGAAUCUUCCAUUCGACAUUACUUGGAGGUGCAAAAGGGUCUGGAAUACCGAAUGGCUGUUUUCUUUGACGACUCUCUCCGACAGCAAUCACAAAUCAUUGUAGAAAAAAUGGCGGUAUUACAUGAAAAGAAAGUAGUCAUCGAGCGAUAUAUACGGACCUGUCAAAAGAAAAUUGACACAGGAGAUGGACUUGAUUUCUCCACUCUCAGUCGCACAGAUGCGCGAUUACCACCCUCUGCGCUGUUCAAACACCAUUAUAUCGUUCAUAACGUGAACUUCCUUUGGAAAAAAGCAGUGCGAAACCUGAUCUUCAAUAUGCUCGCCCUACAAGAGAAGCGCCUAGCGGUCAAGUACUGCCUGUCCAGCACAGCGACAAGAAUUAUGAGUCAACUUGUGUCGUCUGUCGCAGACCGUAAGCGAGGCGCGGAGCUGGUUGACCAUCUCUCUGAUCCGCUUCUCGAAAUACCAAAGGCACCAGCACCAUCACGAUCAAAGCGGUCUACGAUGGCCGUCAAGAAUGUGAAUGCAUCCAUGGCGCAAGAACUGCUCUUGAAGCUUUUGUCAGAGUUGGAUACAAACUUCACAGUCCCGAACGAAGCUGAAGUCGAAGACGACGAAUCCGUCAGUGCUAGCCCGACCAGAGGUUCAGCGUCGGCGUUUACUAGUCAAAAGGCCUAUAUACCAUCAAGAGAGCCCGACUCACCCGAUUACGUUGCCGAGAAUCAAACGUAUGAAAGUAACUACAUCGUCCAGCUUAUUAAUCCACAGGUGAACCUGGAAGCGGAACCAAAGAACGAUCCAAGCCAUUUGGAAACGGUGGUGGUAGCCGCCGAAAGCAUGCAGCUGCGUUCCGUCUUCGUUCUUGAUGCUCAAGCCUGUUCUGCACAAGCCCCUGACGAGUACAGUGAUCGAAACGAACAAAUUAUCAAAACGCGAUCGAUACUCAGCAUUCAAAAUGCCCAACUCUUUGUCGUGAGAAAGGCGGAUCUGGACGAGGCACCCGAGUUUGACCUGGACAAUAUCAUCAUGCAGCGACAUCCAGCAACGGCUAAAGACCCUGCACGACCAUGGCCUGUAUGGGUCCCGAUCGAGUGCCUUAUCGAUCACUCUUCACAUUCUGGUUACCUUCAGAGGGUGGUGGAACGCACCUCUGCCAGUUUCCACCGAGAUGUGCCCAACCCACUCUAUCUCAAGACCGAUAGAGCCAUCAACAGCCCCGAAUUGACCCAGACUCUACAUGUCAAUUUCCCAACGUUUAUUAUUUCUGCCAAUGCUGCCCAGUAUAUGAUAAUCCAUGAUGUUAUUGGAAACCUGCUGAUAUACCGAGAUCCUGUUCGAGGGGAGCGCACGGAACGCCUGAAGAAGAUGAUGCUUGUUCUAGAGCAGAUGGAUGAUCUGCAUAAAGUGCAAGAGACGGUAAUUAACCUUCAGCAAAAGAUACGGCAUGCUGAUGCAUUACUUCGUUGGGGAGUUCCAACGCCUGAUAAACAGUCUCCAAACGAAAGCGCACUAGCGGUCCGCAAUUUGGAAUUGCAACGUCACCUGGUUCACCAUCAAGACGAGCUCAUUGUCAUUGUGAAUGCUCUGAAAACACUGCAAAUUUUGCAGCAAAAGCGCAAAUCAGUGGCUAUAUCUUGGCAGACAUUUGUAUCGGUCGAUAAGGUUGUCUGGUGCAUGUUAGCGGACGAUAACUCCCCUAUGUGUCAGUGGACGCUGGACGUUGCACAGUUUACCUGGAUUCAACACGAAGAUCAAUCAAGCAUAAAUACUUUGCAUAUCGAUCAGGUUCAUGUAGAGAAUCAAAUGACAACACCAAACGCCUUCAAAGAAGUGAUCGCCGCUUACAACCCGGACAAGCGUGACGUUGAUUUUACGCGUCAUAAAAUGUUGCGAGUAUACUGGCGCGAGAUGGCUCCUGUCGCUGGAAUCAAAGUUGUGGACCAUUUCGAAGUCAAUAUUUUCCCCUUACUGAUUCAGGUGACAUACGAUAUGGCCAAACAAAUCGUCUACUAUCUGUUUCCCGAGAAAAGGGCUCGGGCUGAAGCAAAGGACAAUGGUGCUCUCAGUAAUACGGAGGAUAGGAGUUCGAGAAAGAGCUUUAAGGUUGAUCCAGAGCAGCUGACCGUGCGAAGUAUCCGGUCGAAUGCUUCUGAGUCUUCCCGACAUUCGUCUGGCGCCAUAGAGGAUAUCGCAUCGAUAACGAGCAGCAAACACGGCUCUGCAUCCGAGAACGAAGCGUCACCCACCUUUGAACGACGCCGAAAAUUCAAAACUGGCGCCUUUUCUAGUUACGGGCAUCAACGAGGAGGAAGCAACCGGAGUGAUUCGCGCGAAGACUUGGCUUUGAAAGUGACGCAGACAGAGCAUAAAGUCAAUGAGCUCAAGCAAAUGCAAGCCCGUGCAUCCGAAAAUCGCUCCUUCAUUUACAUUAAGAUGCCUGGUGGACAGCAUUGCCUGAGUUACCGGGGUUCGAAAGAAAAAAACAUUGAAGAUCUGUACAUGUUCGCUUUCAGAAUGCCAACCCUCGAGUUUCGGAAUAAGACCUGGACAUGGUUGGAUUUUCUUGAUGCCGUUAAACGAGAGGCUCUCCGUGCUGUCCUAGCCAAUACUGGAGCUUUAGUUCGGGAGAAACUUUUCCAGAAGCGCAAGCAUAACCUUCCAUCAGAAAGCGAAACUUUGCAAGUAGCUCCAGCUCACCCUCCGCGCCCUUCAAUGAUGAAGCCAUCUCUAUUCAAAGGAAAGAAGGAUCGUAAGCAGAAACAACCUGACAAUGAAGUGCUCUUUGAUGUUGAAUCAUCGGGACUACUUGAGGAUAACUUGGAAUGACAUUUACAUAUUACAUAUCAUUGUAUCAUAAUACUUUGCAAUAUAUUAGGACUAUGGAUUUCGUGC